Messenger RNA from Colossoma macropomum (tambaqui), 4250 nucleotides. It is a transcript of the gene polg, whose product is annotated as polymerase (DNA directed), gamma. Gene Ontology annotation, cellular component: mitochondrion; gamma DNA polymerase complex. Lineage: Eukaryota; Metazoa; Chordata; Actinopteri; Characiformes; Serrasalmidae. Gene Ontology annotation, molecular function: DNA-directed DNA polymerase activity; 3'-5' exonuclease activity; DNA binding. The record is from RefSeq and is a predicted model, not a curated record. Gene Ontology annotation, biological process: mitochondrial DNA replication.
CGCUCAGCAGUGUUUGGAAGAUGUCUCCUCAGAGCGAAGACUGCGGACAACACGAGAGUGGGCCCCGAUAUGAUGAGCAGAAAGUGCACCAGCGAGGAAGAAGAGUAACUGGUGUUUGAAAGGGUCUGCUGAGUAUUUAAUGAGUUGACUGUGAGCGCAGAGGGGAGAUGCUCCGAUUAGUGUCCCAUCGGCCAUGGCGGUGCUCCUCAGCUGCACUGUGGAGGAGAUGGUGCACAGCCACAGCCGAAGCCAAGCUCCAGCAGAGCUCCAGAGAGACCCGCACGAACCCCCUCAACAUCCAGAUGCUCUCCAGGAACCUGCAGGAGCAGAUCUUCCGUGGGUCAGAGCAGGAGUACUCAGAGGAGGAUGUAGAGCGGAGCAUUAGGCAUUUGGAGGCGCAUAAACUCUGGGGGAAAGAGGCAGCUCUGUUACCUGACGUGGAACUUAAAUUGCCACAGAUGUACGGUGAUGACAUUGAUGGCCACUUUCGCAUUCUGGCCCAGAAACAAAGUCUGCCGUAUCUGGAGGCGGCCAGCCGGCUCCAGCAAACAAAACUCCCUCAGAUGCCCCAAAAAUGGGCUUGGGAAGUGGGCUGGACAGAGUACGGUUUGGAUGGACAGUGCAGGAAGGUGGAUUUCCCUGAAGAGAAUGCUCUGGUUUUUGAUGUGGAGGUCUGCAUGGCUGAGGGUCACUGUCCCACCCUGGCAGUGGCUGUUUCUCCAACUGCCUGGUACUCGUGGUGCAGUAAGCGUCUGGUUGAGGAGAGGUACACCUGGUCCAGUCAGCUUACGCUAGCAGACCUCAUCCCGCUGGAGACUCCAUCAAACUCCAGCAGGCCUAAGGAUGGACUGUGGAAGGAAAGGCUCGUAGUGGGACACAAUGUCAGCUUUGACCGAGCGCACAUUAAAGAACAGUACCUACUGAAAGGCUCAAAGAUGCGUUUCCUGGACACAAUGAGCCUCCACAUGGCUAUCUCAGGCCUGACAGGUUUCCAGCGUUCCCUCUGGAUGGCCAACAGGUAUGGGAAGAGACGAGGCCUACAUGAAGUCAAGGAACACAUGAAGAAACUCGGUCGGCGGCCAGAGGGCCCAGCGAUUGACUGUUGGGACUGGGUUAACAUCAGCAGUAUUAAUAACUUGGCUGAUGUUCAUGCUCUCUAUGUUGGAGGGGAUCCCCUGGAGAAAGAGCCCAGGGAUAUUUUUGUGAAGGGCAGCAUGAGUGAUGUCAGGAACAAUUUCCAGGAGCUGAUGCAGUAUUGUGCUACAGAUGUACUUGCCACUCAUGAGGUCUUCACCGAGCAGCUGUCUCUCUUCAUGGAGCGGUGUCCUCAUCCAGUGACGUUUGCAGGGAUGCUGGAGAUGGGUGUCUGCUAUUUGCCUGUCAACCAGAGCUGGGGUCGGUAUUUGGAGGAUUCCCAGGACACAUUCGAGGAGCUGCAGAGAGAGAUGAAGAAAUCUCUGAUGAUUCUGGCAGAUGAUGCUUGCCAGUUACUGCAGGAUGACAGAUACAAAGAAGACCCAUGGCUGUGGGAUUUAGAGUGGGAUGUUCAGGAGUUCAAGCAGAAGAAAAUACCCAUGAGCAAAAGAAAGAAAGCCAAGCAAGAGGCCGAGAAAGCAGCAACAGCUUCCAAAAGAGAAAGUCCAGAGAAAGACUGGAAUGAAGAUCCGGGACCCCCAGAGGAGGAGGAGCAGGGGAGGCCGGACCCAAGCAGAGAGCUUGUGGAGCGGCUAAAGGGGACAGUGAGCUGCCUCCCCAAGAGGAGGCAGCACAUGCCAGGAUACCCAGGCUGGUAUCGGAAGCUGUGUGCACGGAUGUCAGAGAAAGAGGAUGAGCCUUGGUCUCCUGGAGCCAGUCUCAUUAGUCUUCAGAUGAGGGUUACACCCAAGCUGAUGGGCCUGACCUGGGAUGGCUUUCCCUUGCACUACACAGAAAAGCACGGCUGGGGGUACCUGGUCCCAGGCCGCAAAGACAACUUGGACAUCACAGAGGACACUGAGGAACCUGUGUGCCCCCAUAGAGCAAUAGAGACAAUCUACAGAGAGUAUUGUGAUCAGAAAGGAAAAGAACAGCCACAGUGUCUCAGCAGCUCACCCUCGGAUGACCUCAUGCUGACCGACAACAGUGUCUGGCAAACGGUGGAGGAGUUGAGUUUGCUGGAGGCCGUGUCUGAUGAUGAGGCAGUGCCUAGAACAGUGAGAUCCAGAAAGACCCAGGUAUUGUAUGAUUUGGAAACAGGCGAAAGUGAGUGUCCAUAUCACCAUGGUAACGGACCAUACAGUGAUGUGAACAUCCCUGGAUGUUGGUUCUUUAAGUUACCUCAUAAGGAUGGGAAUGAGAAUAAUGUGGGCAGCCCCUUCUCUAAAGACUUCCUAUCUAAAAUGGAGGACGGGACCCUUCAGGCCGGACGAGGAGGAACUAAUGCAACGCGGGCUCUGGAGAUUAACAAGAUGAUCUCAUUUUGGAGAAAUGCCCAGAAACGCAUCAGUUCUCAGAUGGUUGUCUGGCUUCGUAAGGGGGAACUUCCUCGCACUGUUAGCAGACAUGAUGACUAUGAUGAGGAGGGGCAGUAUGGUGCCAUCCUACCGCAGGUUAUCACUGCUGGAACGGUCACCCGCAGAGCUGUGGAGCCAACAUGGCUGACUGCCAGUAAUGCACGGCGGGAUCGUGUGGGCAGUGAACUGAAAGCUAUGGUGCAGGUGCCUCCUGGGUACCACCUGGUGGGGGCGGAUGUUGACUCUCAGGAGCUGUGGAUUGCUGCUGUGCUGGGAGAGUCUCACUUUGCUGGCAUGCAUGGCUGCACAGCAUUUGGAUGGAUGACCCUACAGGGGAAAAAGAGUCAGGGAACUGACCUUCAUAGCCGCACCGCAGACACUGUGGGCAUCAGCCGCGAACACGCCAAAGUCUUCAACUACGGCCGGAUAUACGGGGCUGGCCAGCCUUUCGCUGAACGCCUGCUCAUGCAAUUCAACCACCGGCUCAGCCAACCUGAGGCAGCCGGUAAAGCCAAGCAGAUGUAUGCACUGACAAAAGGACUGCGUAGGUAUCAUCUCUCUGAGGAGGGGGAGUGGCUGGUUAAGAAACUAGGUCUGAAUGUGGAGAGGGACGAAGACGGCACUGUCUCGAGAGAGGAAUUACGCAGGAUUUCUAAACUGGCUGGCCAAAGUUCUCGGAAUAAUAGGAGGUGGGAUGUGGCAGGCCGCCGAGUGUGGGCUGGAGGCACAGAGUCCGAGAUGUUCAACAAGCUGGAGAGCAUCGCUCACUCAGAGCAGCCUGCCACCCCUGUGCUGGGCUGCAGGAUCUCCAGAGCCUUAGAACCUGCUGCUGUCCAAGAAGAGUUUAUCACCAGCAGGGUGAACUGGGUUGUUCAGAGUUCAGCAGUGGACUACUUGCACCUGAUUCUGGUGGCCAUGAGGUGGCUGCUGGAGGAGUACGACAUUGACGGGCGCUUCUGUAUCAGUAUUCACGAUGAAGUGCGCUACCUGGUUAAAAGUGAGGAUAGCUACAGAGCAGCACUCGCUCUGCAGAUCACUAACCUGCUCACCCGAUGUAUGUUUGCCUAUAAAUUGGGCAUGAAGGAUCUCCCGCAGUCUGUGGCUUUCUUCAGUGCAGUAGACAUUGACAAAUGCUUGAGGAAGGAGGUCACCAUGGACUGUAUGACCCCAUCUAACCCCACUGGACUUGGGCGCCGUUAUGGACUACCACAAGGUGAAGCCUUGGAUAUUUAUCAGUUAAUCGAGAUUACCAAAGGUUGUUUAGCCAAAGGAGGAUAGCCAGCUCAAACAGCCUUCAAAUAAGUGGAGGACAACUGGCUGAUAGGGAAACAUCAAAAAAACAAACCCAAGAAACAUGUCAUGAGUGCGUUAUGGAGGAUCAGAAAGAGAGUCCAAAAUUUCACAGCUUUCUUCUCUUCUUCUUGGGGGCCUGACUCUCCUCAGAAACUUGAGAGGCCUCAGUCUGAGGGAAUAACAGGAGAGUUUCAUCAUUAGGAUAAACCAGAGCUGCAGUUCAACAGGGUUUACACUGAUUUGAAGAAAAGAAAGAAAAGAUUAUUCUUUCUGUUGAUUUCUUUUGAUAGCUUGAUAACUGUCACCUUAACUGUUAGGUUGGGCGUUGUGUUCCUAUUUCUAAACUCUUUCCUUUUAGAAGAGUGUCAGAGUAUCCUUUUUAAGGACUUAUUUUGUUGUAUUUGUUAAUAAUUUGCAUAAUCAACUUUAUUCAUACAUAAACCUGACACAGACUGCUCUGAAACA